AUGGUUGUGGUCCCUCAGAGCUCCGUUGCUUCCCUCCAGCUCAGCUUCAUCCCAACCAUCACUCUACUCGAAACCAACCAUACUUUCAUCAUCAUCGACACCACAAGCCAAAAUGACCCACCCGAUCCAUCUCGCCGUAUUCAAGAACGCCGCUCGGCCUGCCCACUGGGCUAUUUUCGUCCCAACGGACAAGGACGGCAAGGUGGGAAAUCUCAUCCAUGUCACUGGGAAUCCUGCCACCGGAUUCUUCCUCGAUUUAAGCGCAAGUACGACUUCAGCAAGACCCCCCGCGAGUACCACAUCAUCCCCCUCGCCCAAGUCGAUGAGCGUUUCGUUGCUGCCAAAGCCGCGAAUGUACCACAGGGACGCGACACUAUCGCCCGCGAUCGCCUAGAAUCAGUCGCCACUAGUGUUCAACCUCCUCCUCGAAGUGACAUCCCUUUGAUCCCAAGAACCCAAAUUGUCAAGACUGGAUUCUGA
This is a messenger RNA of Penicillium subrubescens, 480 nucleotides long. RefSeq lists its product as uncharacterized. The transcript is spliced from 2 exons. The coding region runs from base 1 to 480 and encodes 159 amino acids. NCBI's taxonomy places the organism in Eukaryota, Fungi, Ascomycota, Eurotiomycetes, Eurotiales, Aspergillaceae. The record is from RefSeq and is a predicted model, not a curated record.